ACAAUUUUACACUGUGGUUUCAACUCACACAGCACGAAUGCUAAUCUUGUAGCCGGUAAAAAUAACGUUAACGAUCGUUUGACAUAAACGUAAUGCAAUUAAAAGAAAAUCACCGUUUCUGAAUAGAAUAUUUUACAUCUGGGUGUUAAGCUGACUCGGGCAACGCAGCUGCCACGACCUAGCCUUCUUUUUCCUGCCGUAUUAAGUAGGUUGCUGGCUAGCUAGCUGGCUAAUGAAAACAGAGUGAAUUAAGACAUUGCGGAUAUCAUUUUUGUAGCUAACAUGAACUAAUAUAGUCAGCGUCCCAUCCAAUCUAUCAGGUAUGGUGGAAAGUUGCGAUGUUAGGUAGUUAGCCUAACUCGUCAUUGUUCUCUGGAACAUGCAGUCAAUUGAAGGAAAGGACAGCUUGCUAAUUAGCCUAGCUAGUUUAAAUCGCAACAUGUACAAACAACCCGAAGCCAAUAUCCCUAAAAGCGGCGACAAGACCAGUCCAAUAAGCGUUAUACUGGUGAGCUCAGGCAGCCGAGGGAAUAAGCUGCUUUUCCGCUACCCCUUUCAGAGAGUUCCGGAAAGCCCUUCAUCUCUAAUAACAAAACAACGGAGCCCCUAUGCGCUGAACUCGGCGGGCGACACCUUGGACGAUCAGGAUGGGGAUUCGAGAGAACAAACUCCAUUAACUGAUGAACAGUUGGUAGCAGGGUUUUCUGACAUCAUUCUGGCCACCAUCUUGGCCACUAAGUCCGACAUGUGCGGUAAGAAGUUCGAGCUGAAGAUCGACAACGUGCGCUUCGUCGGGCACCCCACCCUUCUCCAGCACCCCCACACCAUCCAGGUGUCCAAAACAGACCCCUCACCCAAGAGAGAGAUGCCAACCAUGAUCCUGUUCAGUGUGCUGUUUGCACUGAGGGCCAACGCUGACCCCUCGGUGAUCAGCUGCAUGCACAACCUGUCGCGCCGCAUCGCCAUCGCCCUGCAGCACGAGGAGCGGCGCUGCCAGUACCUGACCCGCGAGGCCAAGCUCAUGCUGGCCGUGCAGGAUGAGGUGACCACCAUGACCGAGACUGAUGGCACCCCCCAGUCCCCCUUCCGUCAGAUCCUGCCCAAGUGCAAACUGGCCCGUGACCUCAAGGAGGCGUAUGAUAGCCUCUGUACGACUGGCGUGGUGCGCCUGCACAUCAACAACUGGCUGGAGGUGAGCUUCUGCCUUCCCCACAAGAUCCACCGCGUGGGGGGCCACCACAUCCCCCCCGAGGCCCUGGAGCGGAGCCUCAAGGCCAUUCGGCCGUACCACGCCCUGCUGCUCCUGGACAGUGAGAAGGCCCUGCUGGCUCAGCUGCCCCUCGACUGCUCCCCCGCCCUGGUACGCCUGGUCAAGACCUGCUCCGCCGUCAAGAACCUGCAGCAGCUGGCGCAGGACGCCGACCUCGCCCUCCUGCAGGUGUUCCAGAUUGCCGCUCACCUGGUGUACUGGGGCAAGGCCAUCAUCGUCUACCCGCUGUGCGAGAACAACGUCUACAUGCUCUCCCCCCAUGCCAACAUCUGCCUCUACUCCUCUCUGGCGGAGCAGUUCGCCCAGCAGUUCCCGGGACACGACCUGCCCUCCAUGCUGGCCAAAUUCUCUCUGCCCGUCUCGCUGUCGGAGUUCCGGAACCCCCUGGAUGCCCCGGUGCAGGAGGCCCAGCUCAUUCAGAUGGUGGUGUGGAUGCUGCAGCACCGCCUGCUGAUCCAGCUGCACACCUACGUGUGCCUGCUGGUGCCGCCCAGCGAGGAGGAGCCCAGCCUGCGGGAGGACGAGCCGCCCCUGGCCGCCCGCGUCGGGGGGCGCAGCCUCAGCACCCCCAGCGCCCUCAGCUUUGGCUCCCCGACCAGCAGUGACGAUAUGACCCUGACGAGCCCCAGCAUGGAGAACUCGAGUGCCGAGCUGCUUCCAGGGGGAGACUCUCCUCUGAACAGGCGGAUGACGGAGACGCUGCUGGCCAGCCUGACGGAGCACGAAAGGCGCGUCAUCCUCAGCAUCCCCGCCGCACAGAACCCGGAGGACCUGCGCAUGUUCGCCCGCCUGCUGCACUACUUCCGGGGACACCACCACCUGGAGGAGAUCAUGUACAACGAGAACAUGCGGCGUUCGCAGCUCAAGACGCUCUUCGACAAGUUCCGCAGCGUGCUGGUCGUCACCAACCACGAGGACCCCGUCAUUUCGCUCUUCCAGUCGCCCCUGGACUGACGAGAGGCCGUGCGUGUGUGCCUGUGUGUGUGUGGGGAGCCGACCCACCUCACCAGAGAUACACGGGUUCGAGACAGCGAGAGGGCGCAGGGUCACAUCCCCCGACUCUCGCUGACUCAAGGGAUCCCGCCUCAGACUGGAGGGCAUAUUGUGGGACUUUUUUCCUGACUCUUUGCUGACAGGGUGUCAUAGGAAGUUGUUUUAAGGGUGGAGCUGUUACUGCUGUAGGUGGGCUGUGUCCCUCUGUCUGUACCACAGACCUGUCAUUACAUAAAAAUUCUGUCACUAUCACUGUCCAAGUGACAGUCGGAGCUUUGAAAUGCAUCGUGAUGCUCAAAGGACACAUGGAAUAUUUAUAAGAAACACCAGUGACCUUUUUACCUGUUGUCAUCCCCCAAACCUAUGUAACCAGUGUUUCAAAUCCAUUUCAAGCUUUCAGGACAAAGGCCAUAAGAAGUAGAAAGCAAAACCCAGGGACAGUGUUUGGAUUAGACACACCAUUCCAAACACCUUCGCUGUGUUCCUCUUUUACAGCGCCAUCCUAGGUGACCUUUGAACUUUAAAGAGUAGGUGGAGCAUGCAGAACUGUUUUUGGUGCCUUAGGAGAACAGAUGUGAUACUGAAAAGAGGAGGGGUUUAGAAAGGACACUCCCCCAAAUGCCCAAAUGACUCCAAAUGAAAUGUUCAGCACUGAAUGUUUAACGAAGCCGAUACGGGAUGAACCAAACUCUAAUCACUGUAUUAGAUGUGUUCGCAUGUUUACAGCGUUUACACUGAAUGUGUGUGUGUGUGUGUGUCCAUUCUGUGUUUUUUGCCUUGAUAAGGGAGGCUGAUGGCUACAGCAAUUAGAAACAUAAUCUCAGUUGCAAAUAGUGAACUUAACAAGCAAAAGCAGCGUAUGUUUUCUUAAUUGCAGUGUCCUUCACAUACAUACACCAAAAAUGACUUUGAGUUUACUCAUCAAUAAUUGUGCAUUAAAUUUAUUUGAUGGUUUAAAGCCAUGUGUGACCAUAGAGAAGAUAGCAAUGUUUCAGAUUUUUUUUUGGUCAAGCUGUCAGUUAUCAUUCUUCUGUUGCUGCUCUGCAUUUUAAUGAAUGAAGUGAACAUCUGAUGAUGAAUGACAUCAAUGUGGGUUCUGUAGUGUUUUUUCAAAGCCUUUACAGUACGUUUACAUGGACAACAAAAUUCCGAUAUUAACCCGAUUAAGACAAUACUCUGAUUAAGAAACUACCAUGUAAACAGCGAUUUCUGAUUACCUUAAUCCGGUUAAGGUCAUACUCAAAGUAAACACUAAUCGAAUUAAGACAUGUG
Molecule: messenger RNA, 3535 nt
Organism: Megalops cyprinoides (Indo-Pacific tarpon)
Lineage: Eukaryota; Metazoa; Chordata; Actinopteri; Elopiformes; Megalopidae
Gene: nprl3
Product: NPR3-like, GATOR1 complex subunit
Exons: 14
Coding region: 380-2224 (614 amino acids)
Biological process (GO): positive regulation of autophagy; negative regulation of TORC1 signaling; TORC1 signaling
Cellular component (GO): GATOR1 complex
Source: RefSeq, a predicted model, not a curated record